This is a messenger RNA of Bactrocera dorsalis (oriental fruit fly), 3363 nucleotides long. RefSeq lists its product as uncharacterized. Lineage: Eukaryota; Metazoa; Arthropoda; Insecta; Diptera; Tephritidae. The transcript is spliced from 3 exons. The record is from RefSeq and is a predicted model, not a curated record. Gene Ontology annotation, cellular component: nucleus. Bases 2450 to 3217 code for a protein of 255 amino acids.
AUCUUUUUUUGUAAUCAGUCUAGCAUUAAGGUGUUUCAGUUGAAUGAAGUUUAAAAUUCAGAUCACCCUUAAACUUUUGAAUCAUUUCUAAGUCUUUACAUAGUUUGAAGCCAUCAUCCACAACGCCUCCAGAAUUUGCAAAUUCUGGUUGAUCUUAUAGAAGUAUUCAAAUUUUGUUAAUUAAAACGAAAAUUAAAUCACUCCACCAUAUCAAUGUUAUCACUACAUAAAGCUCACUCUAUGCUUCAAAUCACCUCCUUGCUCCCAAUUAAUUACUUAUAUUAAGUUUUGUAGUUUGCUGUUGUUGUAGUGAAAUCUUCAAAUCAACUACUUUUAGUUUUUUCUCUUCAGCAACUUAGUUAAAUACAUAAACCAAUUAAAUGCAAUUAAAAGUUUUUCGUUUUUAGCGUAACGAAGUCGUUUCUGUCGCUGAUUACAGGCAAUUAGUGCUCCGACGCAUCAGCACGUGUGUGUGUGACAUAGCUUUGGCUCUCUAAGCGCCUAGUCCAUCAAGCACCCAAAUGCACAAGCACGAACCGACGACGCUAAUCGAUGCGUCAGUACAAUAUGAGAAGACCUCUGGCCACAUGUAUUUUUGCAACAAAACAUCUGAGAGACACCGAAUCCGGAUAUAGGCGCGAGUUGUUGCCUUUAAGUAGUUGUUAACAACAAUUGCCACCUUGAAGUAAUCACAGUCGUGGUUGUUCCUUUUGUUCUAUCUGCUGCUCUUGCCUUCUAUGGCGGCAUUUGUUAACUACAGUGACUUUGCUGCAGUUAGAUUGACUACACGUUACUGAAGUGUGCAGAACGAAGUAACAAACAUUUGGUUUGUCGUGGAGGCGUAAGGCGUAUAUCUGGUUUGAUAGGUGAAGAAAUUCGUGGAGCUUGAAUAGAGCGUGCAGUGUUCAGAACGAAGUGAAAAGUAAGUAAAGGUGGUGCUGACCGUCAUCGUGGAGUUUUACGUGAUAGCAUCAAGGGAUACUCUAAGCCUGUUAUUAGACAAUUGGUCCGUCGUGGAGGUGUAAGGCAUACAUCUGGUAUAGAGCGUGCAGUGUUCAGCUAGUAAAAGUGUUAAAGUGUAAAAGUUUGAAUCUUAAGAAGAAUAAUUUAUAGAAGAGAAGUGUCUCAACAAAAGAUGUAAAAUUUUUUUUAAAUUAUCAGAAGAAUAAUUUCAAAUAAAAGAAGAUGGAAAAAUGUUGAAUCAUAAGAAGAAGAUGUAAAAAUUUUUAAAUUAUCAGAGGAAAAAUUUCAAAUAAAAGAAGAUGGAAAAAUGUUGAAUCAUAAGAUGUAAAAAUUUUUAAAUUAUCAGAAGAAUAAUUUCAAAUAAAAGAAGAUGGAAAAAUGUUGAACCAUAAGAAGAAGAUGUAAAAAUUUUUAAAUUAUCAGAAGAAAAUUUUCAAAUAAAAGAAGAUGGAAAAAUGUUGAAUCAUAAGAAGAAGAUGUAAAAAUUUUUAAAUUAUCAGAAGAAAAUUUUCAAAUAAAAGAAGAUGGAAAAAUGUUGAAUCAUAAGAAGAAGAUGUAAAAAUGUUUAAAUCAUAAGAAGAAUAAUUUAAACAAAAGAAGUUUUUAAAGAAAAAGAGAAGUACAGCAUUGUAAAAGUAAAAAUAAUUUGCUAAGAAGAAUUUCAAUCAAAUUAAAAUUAAUCUAAAAGAACAAACAAAACGAAUUCGUAAAGAAAAAGAGAAGUACAGCAUUGUAAAAGUAAAAAUAAUUUGCUAAGAAGAAUUUCAAUCAAAUUAAAAUUAAUCUAAAAGAACAAACAAAAACGAUUUCGUAAAGAAGAAGAGAAGUACAGCAUUGUAAAAGUAAAAAUAAUUUGCUAAAAAGAACUCGAAUCAAAUUAAAAUUAAUCUAAAAGAACAAACAAAACGAUUUCGUAAAGAAAAAGAGAAGUACAGCAUUUUAAAAGUAAAAAUAAUUUUCUAAGAAGAACUCGAAUCAAAUCUAUAAUUAGAAUUAAUAUAAAAAUAAGUAUAUUCUUACAUAUUGUUAAUACUAAGAUGGACUUAAACGAAAUAACGACUUUAACUGUCAACGGACUGAAAGAGAAGUUGAGGGAAUUGGGUAUUUCGACUACAGGUCAAAAACGUGAUCUUCAGGAAAGACUUAUCCAACACUACGACUUAUCGGGAAAUAGGGCUAGUGACGAAGAGUUCAACCUGUCAGUUUACGAAGACGUAGGUGGAACCACCAACUUACGGUCCUCACCGCUUAUCGUGCAACAACAACAGUUUACUCUAAGGCGGGUAUUGUCACUUGCGAAGCGAAUGAAAAUUUUGGCGAGUUUCGCCGUGGCGAAUUGUAAGUUGCGAAUCUCUAACGAAUUCGCCAGAAAAUGGCGAACGAGUGGCGAAAAUAAAUUUCUGGUAUUGCCACUGGCGAAAAAACGUCAUUCGCUUCGCCAUUAGUGUCAAAAUUUGACGAAUGUAUUUUUUAUUCGCUAUUUGAAAUGGAAAGGACAACAAAACGUACAACAACGCAACAAUUUCAAAAAUUAGUUGCGUUAAUGGAAAAUAAUCCGGACGUCGCCAGAGGAAUGGGGAAUUUUGGAUCGACGAAGAAAAGCAGGGCAGAGCAAUGGGAUCUGUUCGCUGCCGAACUCAAUGCCAUUGGUCCACCAUUGCGAAACGGACGCGAGUGGAAUAAGGUUUGGUUAGAUUAUAAACUGAAACUAAAAAAAAAAAUCGCGACAAACCGACGCGAAACUGUUGCCACAGGAGGAGGACCUUAUGCUCAGCAAAGUUUAUCUCCAUUAGAGCAAAGUGUGGAUGAGCUUCUUCACCUUCAGGCGGCUGUAAAUCCUACAGGCUUAGCAUAUGGCUCUAAUGAAGUGGAAACUGCGGUAAAUAAUAAUGAAAUGCAGCCAGAAGAGCGCACGACCGUGGAAACACAACGAGCCAUGGAUUUGGCAUCGCAAUCCUCAAGCAGCCGUCCUAGAAUGACAGUAGAGGAACGUGAAGUCAUUCGGAUGAAAGCGUUGGAAAAGCAAGCCGAAGUGCAAGACAUCCUUUCCAACAAAAUUGCAAAAAUGGAAAGAAAAAUAGAUGAAAUUGCAAGGUAUGCAAGAAAAACUUAUGAACUUAAACAGGAAGAAAUUAAAUUAAUGAAAAUGAAAGAAGAAAGGAAGAAGGAAGAAUAUUUAGAGAAAAAAAAAAGACAUAAAGAAAAGAUGGAAAUAAAACUACAAAUUUUAAAAUUAAAAAUGCAAAAAAAAUAGGGUGCUUGUAAAUAGAUUGAAUUUAGUUUAUAGUUUAUUUCAUAAGAAUGUGAUGAUUUUUUUUUUAUUUCAUAUUUUAACCAUGUGAUGAAUUUAUUAUUACUUUAUUAUUGUAAGUGACGGAAUUGAAUCUGUGAUUUUUUUAA